This is a messenger RNA of Xylaria bambusicola, 2529 nucleotides long. Its product is annotated as beta-glucosidase M. The transcript is spliced from 5 exons. Lineage: Eukaryota; Fungi; Ascomycota; Sordariomycetes; Xylariales; Xylariaceae. The record is from RefSeq and is a predicted model, not a curated record. Gene Ontology annotation, molecular function: beta-glucosidase activity. Bases 1 to 2529 code for a protein of 842 amino acids. Gene Ontology annotation, biological process: glucan catabolic process.
AUGUCACGAGAAAAGACUCCUGAGCCCGUCUCAAGCCCUCCUCGGGCUCGGGGCAUGAAGCAGCGGUUUCCUAUCCUCCAGAAAAAACGUGGCAAGGCUCUUGUCGUGUUCCUCGCCAUUUUACCUUUAUUUGGCCUCUUGGGUCUGCUCGCUCUUCGCAAUCGGCAUCAUGGUUCUGGCAAUGGUGGUGCAGCGGGCAAUGAGGGUAAUCAUAUAACUAAUGAUACGUUCUUUUACGGCCAAUCCGACCCUGUCUACCCAUCUCCGCCAAUAACAGGUACAGGAGCAUGGGCCAAUGCAUACGACAAGGCAGUCAAGUUUGUUGACCAGCUCACUAUGCAAGAAAAGGCAUCCUUGGCUUCUGGCGUCACCUCAUCUACAGGAACUACAGGUACACUAAACGGCUGCUCUGGAAACAUUGGUGCUAUUGAUCGUAUGAACUUUACGGGUCUAUGUCUUACAGAUGCUGGUCAAGGUGUUCGGGCCACUGAUUUUGUCAGCGGUUUCCCAAGUGGCAUUCACGUUGGCGCUAGCUGGAAUAAAGCACUCACCCGCCGCCGGGCAGAGAGCAUGGGCUUAGAAUUCCGAGUGAAAGGAGCAAACAUUGCCCUUGGUCCAGUUGUAGGACCUCUUGGCCGCAUAGUCCGUAGUGGUCGAAAUUGGGAGGGUUUCUCAGUCGACCCGUAUCUCUGUGGUGCACUCGCCGCACUAACGGUAGAAGGAAUUCAAUCUCAAGGUGUCAUUACUAGCACAAAGCAUUUCAUCGGAAAUGAACAAGAAUCAUACCGUAGCCCUACAGAAGGUCAUGUCGAAGCUAUCUCAUCCAACAUUGACGACAAAACAAUGCAUGAACUAUACCUCUGGCCCUUCCAAGACGCCGUGCAUGCAGGAACUGGCAACAUCAUGUGCUCGUACAACCGAGUCAACAAUUCUUAUGGCUGCGCCAACAGCAAAACGCAGAAUGGACUUUUGAAGACCGAGCUUGGGUUUCAAGGCGCAGUUACCUCCGAUUGGGGAGCACUUCACGCGGGAGUUGCCACCUCUCUAGCUGGCAUGGACAUGGUAAUGCCAAACUCAGACCUCUGGGGCAAUGAACUCGUCAAAGCAGUCGGAAACGGCUCAAUCCCCGAGAGUCGUUUGAACGAUAUGGCGACGAGGGUUAUUGCGUCUUGGUAUCAAAUGAAACAGGACCAAGAUUUCCCAGAGCCUGGCGUUGGUAUCGCAUCUGACCUUACAAAACCACACCGAAUUAUCGAUGCCCGGAACAUUUCAUCACGAAAAGUCUUGCUAGAUGGUGCUGUUGAAGGCCAUGUCCUUCUCAAGAACAUCAAUAGAGCUCUUCCACUGAAGGAGCCGAAAAUGCUCUCAAUAUUCGGAUACUCGGCUCGAAGCCCUGAUCAGUGGAAUUAUGCAUUAGGUCUUGGGGCCUGGACUUUUGGAGGUGAAUCGGCCUAUGAGGGACGGGAUGUCAUUGCUGGCUUCGCUGGCGUAGUCGAUUCUGAUUUCACGCAGAUCGCUCCCAAUGGGACACUUUUCAGCGGCGGAGGAUCAGGAUCCGUGACUCCUGCCUCGGUUAUCGCCCCUUUUGAUGCUCUGGCCCAACGAGCAUAUGACGAUGGCACCGCUCUCAUGUGGGAUUUCUACAGUCCUGAUCCAGAUGUUGUCAGUGGAUCCGAUGCCUGUCUUGUGAUAGUGAAUGCCUUCGCCUCGGAGGGAUUUGACCGACCCGGAAUCCGCGAUGAUUUCACAGACGGGCUCAUCCGCCACGUGGCUGACAGAUGCAAUAACACAAUUGUCAUUUUCCACAACGCCGGUAUCCGAUUGGUAGAUCAAUGGGUUGAUCAUCCGAACGUCACAGCUCUUAUAUUCGCUCACUUACCAGGAGAGGCAUCCGGUCGAGCCCUCGUAUCCCUCCUCUACGGCGAGACGAAUCCCUCGGGCAAGCUGCCAUACACGGUAGCAAGGAAUGAAUCAGAUUACGAACAUCUAUUAUCCCCCGACCUUCCCGAGGGAAGAUUUGAAAAGUUCCCGCAAUCCAACUUCUCUGAAGAAGGCGUGUAUAUCGACUACCGCCACUUCGACGCGAAGAACAUCACGCCACGCUACGAGUUCGGCUUCGGACUCUCGUACACUACCUUCAACUUCUCCGAGCUGAGUAUCACCAUGAACCGCGAGACCAACACAGACGCGUUCCCCACGGGACCUAUCCGCGAGGGAGGGCAGGUCGAUCUCUGGGACGUCGUGGCCACCGUAAACGCCACAAUCACCAACACGGGAUCCGUCGACGGCGCCGAGGUCGCGCAGCUGUACGUCGGUAUCCCCGGGGCACCAGUGCGACAGCUGCGCGGCUUCGAGAAGCCUUUCCUCAACGCGUCUACCUCGGCGACGGUGAGCUUUGGCUUGACUCGUCGCGACCUGAGCGUCUGGGAUGUUCUAGCGCAGAAGUGGGCGCUGCAGCGCGGGAGUUAUAAGGUUUAUGUCGGCCCGAGUAGUCGGGUGUUGCCGCUGCGCGGUGAAUUGACUAUCUGA